Tilletiaria anomala UBC 951 is the source of this 2439-nucleotide messenger RNA. RefSeq names its product Bromodomain-containing protein. The coding region runs from base 169 to 2358 and encodes 729 amino acids. NCBI's taxonomy places the organism in Eukaryota, Fungi, Basidiomycota, Exobasidiomycetes, Georgefischeriales, Tilletiariaceae. The record is from RefSeq and is a predicted model, not a curated record. Gene Ontology annotation, biological process: positive regulation of transcription by RNA polymerase II; chromatin remodeling. The transcript has 5 exons. Gene Ontology annotation, cellular component: histone acetyltransferase complex. Gene Ontology annotation, molecular function: histone H3 acetyltransferase activity; protein binding.
CGAAGACACAGCACUCACGAGCAAGUCUUCGGUCCACAGGGCUCAAUGUCCCCAUGGUUCGAGACUUCGCUCGUUGCUUGAAGACCCGCAACGAGCAUUCAUCGAUUGAUCAAUGGCCAUGCAUUGGUAGAAGCACGGGUACACCGCGCUCAAUUCACAUACUCCAAGAUGGCGCCAGCCCCGACACGCUCUAAGAAAGGACGCGCUGGGCCCUUGGGGUCUGCCACUGCAACACCGUCCGCCUCGCCAGUGAAGCCGACCGCACCUCCCCGGUUGUUCUAUCCAGCAGGAGCAGACAGGCCAGAGGAUCUGACAACUUCCCAACAGGAGCUCAAGGUCGCAAGGCACUCGCUCUGUCUUGCAGGUCAGGACGAUGACGUUGACUCGGCCGAUGUUACGCCCGCUGCUACUUGCAGUUGCACAGGUUUUAGGCCACCGAAAGGCAAAGGGGUCCAUGCGUUUCCAGUCAAGAAAAAGAAGCGAAAGAAGGUCAGCAAAGCCCUUGACGAAGAUGCAGAGGAUGACGAGGGGACUGAGGACGAGAGAUCUCCUGCUGGAACACCAGCUGACAGCGACGAUGAGAACAGCACCUCUGCGCAGAUAGAUGGGAUGCCGUGGUCCACGUGUGCUUGCGGACAUGACAUAUCAGAACAUGGCAGGCUUUCGGAAGAGGGUAACGAAGAGCGAAGAAGGAGGAUCAAGGUGGCCGUUCGAAUAGACGAGCUGCUCGAAGAUGAGGACAAGCUACUUGAUUUCGAAUAUACCAACGAGGACAUCAUAUCCCUCAAGAGACAAAUGCUCCCGCCUGGAUCAGACACAUCCCUUUUGCGCGCGGCAAUCGAGAGUCAUGUGAAUGGUUCAUCUGCAGUGAACAGCAGGAAGCGGAAGUCGCGGUCCAACUCGCCCGCUACUUCAUCAGCACUGACAUCUCCGACACAGUCGAUGACGUCGCUGGCAAGCCCGGAUGCCAAGCGAAGAAGGCUCGAAUCAGCACAAGAAGCUGUUGACCCAUCUUUAGUCAAAGGGCAAUCAAAGGGCGGACCAUCCACCGGCCUAGGAAUCGCGGUCAAUGAUGAGAAUAGUGAUCAAGGUGCAGGCAAAUGGAAACAUCCUACGCAGAGAACACAUGGGGCAGAAGCUGUCCCAGCGAAUGAAGCGUCAGCAGUGGAUCUUGUGACAAAGGGCAUAUCCAUCGACGCUGUCGUUGAGGAGGGCAACGAAAAGGAGGCUGCCGUCUCCACCCUAGCUCCAAAGACAUCUGCGGCGGGAACUGUGGAUCCGGGAGCAGCGCCAAAGCGUGAGCGACCGGCCGUCAUCGAAGAGCGUGCCGGCCUGAUCCAAUUUCGCGUUGUGCGCAAUGAUGACAAGCCAGAAAGCAUGAUCCUGCUCACUGGGCUCAAGAACAUCUUUCAGCGGCAGCUGCCAAAGAUGCCUCGCGAAUACAUCACGCGACUGGUCCUUGAUCGCAAUCAUAUGAGCAUGGCCAUCGUGAAACGUGGGCUCCACGUUGUUGGUGGCAUCACCUACCGGCCUUUCAACCAUCGGUGUUUCGCAGAAAUAGUCUUUUGUGCCAUCACCAGCACGGAGCAGGUCAAAGGAUACGGGUCUCAUCUGAUGAACCAUCUCAAAGACCACGUGCGCGCCACGUCGCCUGUGAUGCAUUUUCUGACGUACGCCGACAAUUACGCGAUCGGAUACUUCAAAAAGCAAGGCUUCACGAAGGACAUUACCCUCGAUCGCUCCACAUGGGUUGGCUACAUCAAGGACUACGAGGGAGGCACACUGAUGCAGUGCACGAUGGUACCACGCGUUAAGUACCUCAAGGUGGAGGACAUGCUUGCAGCGCAGAAGGAAGCCGUGCUCACCAAAAUUCGUGAGGUUUCUCGCAGCCACAUCGUCCAUCCUGGCUUGGAAAUCUUCAAGAGGAGGAAAGAAGGCGAAACGAUCGAGCUGGAUGCCAGUCAGGUGCCAGGAUUGAAGGAAAGCGGAUGGACACCGGCUAUGGAUGAGCUGUCGCGCAGGCCGAAGAGAGGGCCGCAUCACAGUGUCAUGCGGCAGAUCCUCGUUGAGCUCGGGAACCACGCGAGCUCCUGGCCUUUCCAGAAUCCGGUCAAUGGCGACGAGGUAACAGACUACUACGAUGUCAUAAAGGAACCGAUGGAUCUUUCGACGAUGGAAACAAAGCUUGAGAACAACAAGUAUGACACACUUGAUGAUUUCCUAAAGGAUGCUCAACUUAUCUUCGACAAUUGUCGCAUCUACAACCCUCCCUCGUCGCCUUACGCUAAGUCGGCCACAAAGCUCGAGAAAUUUCUCAAGGACAAUCUGCAAGCAUGGAGACAAGCAGGAGGUUUGUAAAAGGAUGCACGCCGCGCAAUGUAAAGUACAACAAUCAUCAACAGCAGCACAUGUACAUUUGUAUCUGCAGUUGUAGUCACG